AUGAAAGCCUCGGGGAUCUUCGCGGAUCGGGUAGAGGUCACGACAACACAUGAGGGGCGGGCUAGAGAGGUGUUGAUACGGAUGGCGGAACUGAUGGAUGAGGCACGACGAAGCCUUCCGGAAUAUUAUGUGUUCACCAUGACCACGGUGUUGGGAAACGACUAG
Molecule: messenger RNA, 165 nt
Organism: Gloeophyllum trabeum ATCC 11539
Lineage: Eukaryota; Fungi; Basidiomycota; Agaricomycetes; Gloeophyllales; Gloeophyllaceae
Exons: 2
Coding region: 1-165 (54 amino acids)
Source: RefSeq, a predicted model, not a curated record